This is a messenger RNA of Amoebophrya sp. A120, 710 nucleotides long. The record is from the annotation of a GenBank genome assembly. Lineage: Eukaryota; Dinophyceae; Syndiniales; Amoebophryaceae.
CCGGAUGCAGCUGCUAGUACUGUCAGUCCGAGUUCUGCGGUAACCAGUGCCAGUCCUUCAGCAUAUCCUAUGUAAAAACGUACCCACACCAAAGUCAGGAUGGGGAUUUUGCAACACAAACCUAGGAGUUUUGUAAGUCACGCAUGACAAGUUGCGCUCUGCAGUGUAGUGCAGGUUAGCAAGUGCAGCCGCAUCACAGAUUCAUCUGCUCAUCCUGUUCACAGCAUCACAAAUUCCAAAACACGAUUGGAAAUGGCUCUCAUGGGGAUGCGCAUCACAAGUCUUCCUGUCUUUGCAAAUCUCCAUUACAACUCUGGCGUGGGUACGUUUUUACUCAGGAUACAGCAGCGAGCACCGUCAGCCCCGGUGUCGCCGCUUCCACAAGCGACAGCACCGCUUCCCCCAGCGCGAAGGUAGAAGAAAAUUCUUCUAGCAGUGACACGGACCAAGACAAAAAAGACGAACAACACGCCCCGGAAAAAGAAGAAGAAGAAGAAGUGCCGCAGACCAUAGGCCCCAAUGGGGUCGCCACCCCCGGAACCGUUUCGGCGCUAGCGAAGAGGAAAAAAGCGGAGCAGGAACUGGAGGCGAAAAAGGCGGAAUUAGCAGCGGCGAAGAAACUUCAAAAAUCCACUAUUACAACUUCCGAACAGGUAGAGAAAAACUCUCUUUCCUUCAAAAUCGAAGGCAAUCACGACGCGGAUGAAAAG